CUGCGAAUGCACGCAGCCCUCAAGGUUCUCGUCGCAAUAUGCAUCGCCGGCCUGCUCAAGCCUACUACCCGCAGGUGUACGGCAUCUCCCGUCAACAGCCCAUUCAAGCGCACAGAACCGGGAUGGCGCGCUCCCCUCUUGGCCAGCCACCACAACAAUCAUUCCUAGGAGGCACCCCACCGGUGCACCGCAGUCCACUGCAAUGUGGUCCACCGCCACAGAGACCUCUGUGCAUCUCUCACUUCUCGCCUUCGAGUGUCGGACCCUAUCCACACAGCGCCAUCGCAACUUUCGAAUCAGAGGAUCUCACAAGACAGCCCAACUUCGAAGACCUCUUCUUCGACUUGCUCUUUGUGGCAAAUUUGGCAGUGUACACGGGCGCAGUUGACAUUUCAACAAUGGCCGAGGUGCGCGGCUUUCUGGGCUACUUUGUCUUGUUGUGGUGGACCUGGUACACCCACUGCCUCUUCGACGUCCGUUUCCGAACACGCCUCGGUAUGAGGAAGAGCAAGUUCGUAUACUGCUCGCAAAUACUCACUCGCCUCUUCCAGAUCGGGGUAUAUGUCGCCUUUACGACAGCAGCUGGGCAAUUUGCACGAGGAGACUUCCGGUCAUUCUCCAAGAUUUACGCAUUGAAUCGCUUUUCCUUGGCGCUGGAUUAUGGUAUCAUCACUGUCGACGCAAUCCGGCAUGAGUGGUGGGCGACUGGUGGGACUGGGCAAAGUCCCGGAGGAACCUCCGUCACGAGGACGGUGAGGAGAAGCGUGGGACCACUUGUUGGCUUUGCCUCCAACGCUGUAGCGUGCAUGAUCUGGGCCCUUUCUAGCCGCAUGUCGAUGGAGGAAGAUCACUACAAGCCCGACCGCUUUAUAGUCUGGGCUUUUGCGACUAUCAUCGAGAUGAUCCUCAUCUUCCUAGCAGAAUGGCAAUGUCAAUUCAGCUCCCUUCGUCACACGCACAUCUGUGAACGUCUGGCUCUUUUCGCCAUUGUCAUCUUGGGCGAGGGGUUUAGCUCACUCGGUCAAAUCCUCAAUCUACUGGCGCCAGGACUCAAGAUCAAGCCUCUUGACGGCUCAUCGGUGCACUCGGUACGCAAUGAUGGCUGGGACGCAGAUGUGGUCAUGCAGACUACCUCUGCUGUGCUCAUACUCUGCUGCGCAUUCAUCACUUACUACCGCGAUGCUGCAAUAGAAAUGAAGAAUCGGAGCUCCUUGUUGAUUGUGACGUGGAGCUACGUGCACAUCAUCUACUUUGCGGCGGCUGCGCUGCUCAUCAUCGGGCUCAGGAGGCUCAUCGCCUUUCACAACACAUUUUCUGCCGUCACUACCUUCUUACAUGCCCCAACCAGAUAUUUGCCCAACACCCCUUUCUACGCAGGAGUCAAUUCAACGGCCAUUGCCGGUCUGCUCGGGCAGGAGGUGAAUGGUACACUCUACCGCCCACCUCAAAACGAUCCCUUGAAUUCGCCAGAAGCCCACGUCUAUGCAGUCAUGUCUGUGAUUCAAGGUUUCAGCGGCGCUUGGAUCCCUUCGGUGGAGCAAGCCCUGGCCCUCGUCGAGUCUGCCCUACCUCUGAUCGAGACAGACGUGGGACCGACGGUAAAGAGUCAGAUUCCUGGCUUGAUGCAAUACGUCGAUACGCUCAAAAAGGUGCAGACGGUCGAUGGUCUAAUCCUCGACAAGCUCUUUGAAUUCGAGUACGUCUAUUGCGCCGUGGCCGUCAUCUACAUCUGCGACUGUCUCAUCAAGGGGCUUCAAGCUGGGAAGGCUCACAUCAGAGCUCGACUGCCCACACUCACCAUUCGCUUUGGUACAGGCAUCAUGCUCCUCUGCAUUCAAAUCCUUUACCUGCACUACUCUACCUACCCUUCCUGGGGCAUCAUCAAUGGUGGCAUGCCCAUCUUGGCCUCGGUCAUGCUCGGAGAGAUUGCUGUGCAGAUGUCCAUGGACUGGUAUUUGCUCCGCACACGGACCAGGAGAGAGCGCAAGGACGACGAGGCGACGAUGCACUUUUGGCAGCAGAAGGGGGAAAAGGACAGGGCGAUGAUGAUGGAGCAGCAGCAGCGGAGAGACGAGGAAGGCAGCCAAAGUCAGAGUUCCGAAGGCUCUGAGGAGGAACAGGAGGAGCGCCUGGCUGAUAGAGUGCAGGUAGUCACUGAGCAGGACCCUUCUCGGCUGCAAGUGCCACAUGCUCAUCCGCCUCUGCGAGUGCGACCCUUGGUGCCUCGGGUAGAGGAGCCGCUUGAGCCGUCGGUUCAAGGCCAAGCGGGUCUGCGGUCUUCCGGGAGGUACUUGCGUAAAUUAUCCCACCGCCCGUCUCCUAAACCCUAUGAUCGCUUCUGACCCAACCUCGGUGUAGAGAAGCGCAUGACAGGCGGGCAAACACGUUAAGCGGACCUAUUAGCCAAAUGGCCUUGCGAAUCGAGGGAAGGAGAAGGUCUGAAUGCCACCCCCGUACAAACACGCACACACACACACACACAUAGCGAGCCACUUGCAUAUUUCGAAAAGCCCGGUCAAGUCUUGGCGAUCUUCUUGGCAAUUCUCCUAUGUGUCUGCAUCCCUUCCGUGCCUGCUUGA
Microstroma glucosiphilum is the source of this 2579-nucleotide messenger RNA. RefSeq lists its product as hypothetical. The transcript is spliced from 4 exons. Bases 39 to 2342 code for a protein of 767 amino acids. NCBI's taxonomy places the organism in Eukaryota, Fungi, Basidiomycota, Exobasidiomycetes, Microstromatales, Microstromataceae. The record is from RefSeq and is a predicted model, not a curated record.